This is a messenger RNA of Globicephala melas (long-finned pilot whale), 4313 nucleotides long. It is a transcript of the gene GALNS, whose product is annotated as galactosamine (N-acetyl)-6-sulfatase. Gene Ontology annotation, molecular function: arylsulfatase activity; N-acetylgalactosamine-6-sulfatase activity. The record is from RefSeq and is a predicted model, not a curated record. Lineage: Eukaryota; Metazoa; Chordata; Mammalia; Artiodactyla; Delphinidae.
UCGGCGUGGUUGCCAUGGCGGCGGUUGCUGCGGCGACGAGGUGGCGGCUGCUUCUCGUGCUGAGCGCCGCGGGGCUGGGGGUCACAGGCGCCCCGCAGCCCCCCAACAUCCUGCUCCUGCUCAUGGACGACGUCACCAGGGAGUACUGAGUCGAGUUCCCUGUGCUAUUUUCUCAUUAGUUACGCCCAGAAGUCUUGAAGUUCCCACCGAGUAAUGGCAAGGCCGAGGCCAGGAGGAGGACCAUAGGCCCGGGUUCCAGCUGCCUUGGGAGCGCGGGUGGGCGAUCACGUGGGAGAGGGGAGACAUCCUUCACACUCUGUGGGAGACCCUGCCCAGGGUGCCGUGGAGGACGGUCUCAUGGAAGCCGUGAUAGCCGUGCAAGGUGGAUGUUAACAUCCCUAUUUUUAUAGCCAAGAAAGCCUACCGAUAAGUGAUAAUAGAACUUGAUUCAGCAGGAAGGAGCUAACACAGCAGGCCAGUGACUGCAGGCCUCAGAGAGGCUCACCUGUAAAUAGGUGGGCCCUUGGCCGCCAUCUGGGAACUUGGAUUUGGGGAGUAUCCCAGCAUUCCCUGUGCCUAAACUGUUAAUGCAGACGUGCUGAGGUGCCGAGCCCCACCUCCCUCCUGGGAGGCUGGGAUUUGGGUGGUGCCAGUGGACCCAGCCCCUCUGCCUCUCUCUGCUCCUCCUACCUGGCCUGUGAUUGAGGGUCGGCAGCCCGCCUGUGCCCCGUGGGGUGCGGGGAGAGGGGGCAGCAGAGAGAGGCCUGGAGCCUCAGCCUCGUGCCUUCCACUCCACUUCCUGCCCCUGUCGGCCACACUUCCCUCCAGGGGCAACUUUCAUUCCAGCUCCUGUUGUGGUGAACGGAAAAGCCUUUUCAGUAAUUUCAAGAUAAACCAUCUCCAAAGGGACUCUAUGGCUGGAAGGGUCUUUGAGAACACACUGCACAGUCCAAGGGCAAAAGCCCCCAGGCAGCUCUGGGACCCGAGUGUCAGGAUGGGCCGAAGGCCGGGAGACGAGGGGACGUGUCCCCCUCCUGGCUCUCCCUGACGGAGAGGGCGCCGUGUGAGCUCCUGCCCAGUGCAGGGGGCAUGAAUGAUGACAGCCAGACCACACACCUACCUGUGACCAUCCCGGGCAAACCUGCGUGCUCGGCCCCCACGUGUGACCCAGGGCUCCCCGACCUUCGUGCGCGCCGGCCCCGCUCUCCCCAGCGUCUCCGUGCAGACCUGCCGAGCCUGCUGUGGGCUGGCAGGCCGUGGCCCGUGAGUCUGGAGAGCUUUAAGGGGCCCCAGAGAGACAGGCACGGCCAGGCCUCUGCAGCACCAGGUGCCUGCGCUUUUCCAGCGGCACUCUACGGAGACGUAGUUUCCACCAUGCACAGUUCACCAGUUAAAGGGCACAAUUCCGCGGUUUCUAGCACCUUCACAGCGUCGUGCAGCUGUCACCACGGUCAGCUGUAGGUCAUCUUCAUAACCCCGGGAAGAAGCCCCGUCCCCGCCCUCCCCCCACUCCACCCCUCCAGGAGGAGCGGCCGGUGAAGGAGAGCCAGCUUGGAGGGGGCUGGCGCGUCUAGGGAAUCCAGAGGGGAAGCAGGGCCGCGCCCGCCAGCAGCGCCGAGGGGAAUCAGUUUGUCGGGGUCACUCCUGCCCCACGCCGCUGGCCGCAGAAGGAUGCGUUGGGUCGUAGAGCGAAGUCACGUCCCGUUGCCCUUUUCAGUCGGGAGUCCUGCUGCUGUGGACAUUCGUGUGGCGCCUGGGUGCCGGCCAGCCCAGUUCUCGGGACAGCGAGCUCGGGAGGACCGCGGGCCUCGGGGCCUCACCGGGUUAGCUUCAUGGGGCCUGGCCACCGUCUUUAAGUGUGAAUUCACACCGCAGAGUAGGACGGCCUUCUCGUCUGUGCAGAAGGCAGAGAUGGGGUGGGGCGACCUCGGGGUGUACGGAGAACCUUCCAGAGAGACCCCGAAUUUGGACCGGAUGGCUGCGGAAGGGAUGCUUUUCCCGAACUUCUACACGGCCAACCCCCUGUGCUCCCCUUCCAGGGCGGCUCUGCUCACCGGACGCCUGCCCAUCCGCAGUGGCUUCUACACCACCAACGGGCACGCGAGGAACGCCUACACGCCACAGGAGGUAGUGGGCGGCAUCCCGGACUCAGAGCUCCUGCUGCCGGAGCUGCUGAAGGAGGCCGGCUACACCAGCAAGAUCGUGGGCAAGUGGCAUCUGGGCCACAGGCCUCAGUUCCACCCCCUGAAGCACGGAUUCGAUGAGUGGUUUGGAUCCCCCAACUGUCACUUUGGACCUUACGACAACAAGGCCAGGCCCAACAUCCCUGUGUACCGGGACUGGGAGAUGGUUGGCAGAUUUUAUGAGGAAUUUCCAAUUAACCUGAAGACCGGAGAAGCCAACCUCACCCAGAUCUACCUGCAGGAAGCGCUCGAUUUCAUCAAGAGGCAGCAGGCAGCUCGCCGCCCCUUCUUUCUACACUGGGCCGUCGACGCGACACACGCGCCUGUUUAUGCCUCCAGGCCUUUCCUGGGCACCAGCCAGCGAGGGCGUUACGGGGACGCCGUCCGGGAGAUUGACGACAGCGUCGGGAAGAUCCUGCACCUCCUCCGGGACCUGAGCAUCGCAGAGAACACCUUUGUUUUCUUCACGUCCGACAACGGCGCUGCCCUCAUUUCUGCGCCCAGACAAGGUGGCAGCAACGGCCCCUUUCUGUGCGGGAAGCAGACCACGUUUGAAGGUGGGAUGAGGGAGCCUGCGAUCGCCUGGUGGCCCGGGCACAUCCCUGCCGGCCAGGUGAGCCACCAGCUGGGCAGCAUCAUGGACCUCUUCACCACCAGCCUGUCCCUCGCAGGCCUGGAGCCACCCAGGGACAGGGCCAUCGACGGCCUGGACCUCCUUCCCACCAUGCUCCAGGGCCGCCUGACAGACAGGCCGGUAUUCUACUACCGUGGCAACACGCUGAUGGCGGUCACCCGUGGCCAGUACAAGGCCCACUUCUGGACCUGGACCAAUUCCUGGGAGGAGUUCAGGCAGGGCGUGGAUUUCUGCCCUGGGCAGAACGUGUCAGGGGUCACCACCCACUCGCAGGAGGAGCACACUAAGCUGCCGCUGGUCUUCCACCUGGGACGAGACCCCGGGGAGAGGUUCCCCCUCAGCAUUGCCAGCACCGAGUACCUGGAUGCCCUUCGCCAGAUCACCCCGGUUGUCCGGCAGCACCAGGAGGCCUUGGUCCCCGGACAGCCCCAGCUCAAUGUGUGCAACCGGGCGGUCAUGAACUGGGCGCCCCCGGGCUGCGAGAAGUUAGGGAAGUGCCUGAUGCCCCCGCAGUCUGUCCCAGAGAAGUGUUCCUGGCCCCACUAGCACCGGCUUGGGCUCAGGACAGGAGCCUCCGGGCUCCUGUGCUGCAAGAGCCCCCACUCCCUCUGCCCUGACUGCUGCCAGACGGACGGCACCUGCAGCCAGCAGCAGGACCUGCAAGACUACGCAGCCCGGCCCUGGAGUCAGCUCCCAGCCCACCGGGCCUGUCUGACGCUACAGCCGCAGGCUCACAUCAGCCCCUGAACCGGAGGCUGCCUGCCUCACGUCCUCCGCUCUGCUGCAGCUACCUCCCAGCUGCCUCUUCCAGGGCCUGAGCUCUGCCCAGGACCCAGGGGCCUGACUCGCCGUGGCUGCCCCUGCGGUCCCCUCAGGACUUCAGCCCUGGUGUCAAGGGCGGCCGUGCCAGUCCUGUGUUGCCCCUUGGCGCUGUGCACAGGGGAUACCCCAGCGCCCCUCCCCCGCGUACUCCCCCCACCAUGGUCGAGGGGUGUGAACAUGAAGGGGGAGGAGGCCAAGGGCCUCCCUGUCCCGGAGGAGCCUCGACAGCCGAGGCCUCCCCAGUCCAGCGCGGACAGCUGAAGCCACCAGCGUCCCUGGAGAUCAGGACUCCCAACCCCAGCACACUGUGGGGCCCGCCUGUGCUUCAGCACUCCCGUCCUCGGGCCCAGGGUGGCAGCGCUUGAGGACGAGCCCAUUCACCAGCGAAAUCAGGAGAGCCUGAGCAGGACUGUGAACGGCCUCCAGGGACUUCCCCUUAAGGCUCGUGGGUCGUUUCCAUUGUGUGGAGUUUCCACUCUGCAGACUGUCACACCAACUCUGUACUGUUGUAAGACUUGGGAAAUUAUGAAGAGAACAGGUUUAGAAUAAAGUAACAGGCAUUUUAGCCUUUUGUUUUUAAAUGAAAUUCUAUUUGGGGGAAUUUGUCCCCCCUGGGUACCACGGUGGGGGCUGGAGUGGGCCAGGCCAAGCAUUCCAUCACUCCCUCUGCUGCC